CGGCUCACUUCUUUGGUUUAGUCGUGAGGAUACAGCAGAACCGAGGUGCAUCACCAGCCAAAUAAGGCUGAAACAAAUGUACAUUUUAAGGUGGAUUUUAUUCUUCUGUUCUCAGCAUUGAUCCGUUCAUCAUUUCCACAGAGCUGCCGCCAGACAGCAGAAUGGACCUGCUUCCUGACGUGUGGAGGCAGGACUACUGGCUUCCUCCAGGUGUGACCUGGAGAGACAUGGCACGGCUGGCAGACUCUGACCGACCGCGACCCCAGGACCUUCUCAUAGCUCUGCCCCUCGCACUGGGCUUUAUCGCCCUGCGUUAUGUGUUUGAGAGGUUCUUUGCCCCACCCAUGGGCAGAUAUUUGGGGGUGAAGAAUAGAUUGCAAGUGCCUGCUGACCCCUCCCCGAAGCUGGAGUCAUUUUACACCCAGAGGAGCAAACAGCCGACACAGAGUGAAAUUGUUGGUUUGAUGUCGCUGUGUGGCAAAACCCAGAGGCAGAUUGAGACCUGGUUCAGACUUCGCAGGAACCAAGACAGGCCUUGUCAAACCAAGAAAUUUGGUGAAGCUGCUUGGAGGUUCUUUUUCUACCUCACAGCCUUCAUGGCCGGACUGGCCUGUUUGAUUGAUAGACCGUGGUUCUGGGACUGCAGGGAAUGUUGGAGGCAAUAUCCAGUUCAGCCCAUGGAGAGAGCUCAUUACUGGUACUACAUGCUAGAGUUGGGUUUUUAUGGCUCUUUGCUCCUCCGGAUCUCUGUGGACAUCAAGAGGAAGGAUUUUAAAGAACAGGUGAUCCACCAUUUGGCCACCAUCUUCCUGCUCAGUUUCUCCUACUGUGCCAACUACAUUCGCGUCGGCACCUUGGUCAUGCUGCUUCAUGACUCCUCUGACAUCCUGCUUGAGUCUGCCAAGAUGUUCAACUAUGGCACUGGCUGGAGGAAAAUGUGUGACACGCUGUUUGUUGUGUUUGCUGUGGUCUUCCUUGUGACUCGACUGGUGGUUUUCCCCAGCAAAAUCAUCCAUACCACACUGGUACUGUCUAUGGAGGAGUUUGAACCUUUUGUCGGCUACUACUUUUUCAACAUCCUGCUGAUGGUGCUGCAGGCUCUUCACAUCUUCUGGGCUGGCUUAAUCUUACGCAUGGUCUAUAAGUUCCUGAAAGGCAAGCUGGAAAAAGACGAACGCAGUGAUGAAGAGAGCGAGGUUGAAGAAGAGAACGAUAAAGGAGGAGAUGAAAAUGUGGAACAAGGAGGAGAUUACGAUUGGAAGAAAAGUAAAGACUCCCUGAACUCCAAACUGUCUAUGCUGACCAACAGUUGUGUCCUAAAUAACUUGACCAACCACAGGGCAUCUGCAGCCGAAAGAAUGCGUAAAGCUCAGUGAGGUGACAGUUUUCCUAUGUCACAAUUGUAACAGCCACGAUUUACGUAUUGAGUGGUAUUACUCGCUUUACUACAGUUCCUGUGUGCUGAUGCCACUGUGCGUCACUUUUAGACAAGUUAAGCUGUGAGAGUUUAAAAUCAUUAGUCAUUGAAAAACGCUGCAAUAGCAGAGGAUAGUUUCGAUCUAUCGACCUCUGGGUUAUGGGCCCAGCACGCUUCCGCUGCGCCACUCUGCUACACACUGCAGGCUGGGCUGCUGCAGCAGGACAUAAAAUCAGGGAAUCAUGAAAGUGUUCAGUGCCUGCCUGAUGUUUUUCUUCAUUGCAACCUACGCUGCAGACUGUUUACACUGUUUGCAUUCAGCAAGUUCACAAAGCACAUGUUUGAAAUGGAAAGAUUGUAGAAAUAACACAAUAGCAAAACAAAAGACAUAAUCUAGGUAGCUAUUGUGACACCCAGUAGACUGAAGUGGUUGUUAACUAUUGUAAAAUAAUGACAUUGUUACAUAACAUGCAGUAGAUAUUUAAAUGCAAGAAAUAAAGUGAUGAUAUUA
Messenger RNA from Siniperca chuatsi (mandarin fish), 1928 nucleotides. Its product is annotated as ceramide synthase 2-like. Gene Ontology annotation, biological process: ceramide biosynthetic process. The record is from RefSeq and is a predicted model, not a curated record. Lineage: Eukaryota; Metazoa; Chordata; Actinopteri; Centrarchiformes; Sinipercidae. Bases 162 to 1376 code for a protein of 404 amino acids. Gene Ontology annotation, cellular component: membrane. The transcript has 11 exons. Gene Ontology annotation, molecular function: DNA binding; sphingosine N-acyltransferase activity.